Chrysochloris asiatica (Cape golden mole) is the source of this 2143-nucleotide messenger RNA. RefSeq names its product KIAA2013 ortholog. NCBI's taxonomy places the organism in Eukaryota, Metazoa, Chordata, Mammalia, Afrosoricida, Chrysochloridae. The record is from RefSeq and is a predicted model, not a curated record. Bases 1 to 1899 code for a protein of 632 amino acids. The transcript is spliced from 3 exons.
AUGUGGCUGCAGCAGAGGCUUAAGGGAUUGCCAGGGCUGCUGUCGAGCAGCUGGGCCCGCCGUCUCCUCUGUCUGCUCGGGCUUCUACUGCUGCUCCUGUGGUUCGCGGGCUCCGGGGCGCGGCGGGCGGCGGGCGGUCUGCAUCUGCUGUCUUGGGUUCACGGCGAGCCGAGUGCCGCCGAGCCCUCCGCCUGCCUGGAGGCGGCCACCCGUGUCUGGCGUGGCUUGCGGGAGCGCGGUGAGGCUGUGCCGCUGGGCCCUGGCGUGCCGGCCCUGGUAGCCAACGGCUUUCUGGCCCUGGACGUUGCGGCCAACCGGCUCUGGGUGACCCCUGGGGACCGGGAGCCCGCUGUGACGCCGGAUUUUGUGCCGUUAGUGCAGCUGCGCCCCCUCAGCGCGUUGGCCGAAGCCGGGGAGGCCGUACUGCUUUUGCGGGAAGGCCUGCUGCGCCGAGUGCGGUGCGUGCAGCUCGGGGUCCCAGGCUCCGGCCCCGCGGCUGCCGUUCCGGGACCAGUUUCUGGCUCGGUCACGGGGGCCUGUCGCGACUGCGUGCUGCUGCAGGAGGACUUUGUGGCGCACCGGGGCCGACCUCACGUCUACCUGCAGCGUAUCCAACUCAACAACCCCACGGAGCGCGUGGCCGCGCUACAGACUGUGGGGCCCACCGCCGGCCCGGCCACCAGGGCCUUCACCAGUACCCUGGAGAAGGUCGGAGACCAUCAGUUCCUCCUCUACUCGGGCCGGUCCCCCCCUUUGUCGUCGGGACUGGUACACUUAGUGGUGGUGGCCGCCAAGAAGCUAGUGAACCGGCUCCAGGUGGCUCCCAAGACACAACUGGAUGAGACAGUGCUUUGGGUGGUACAUGUCUCCGGCCCCGUUAAUCCCCAGGUGCUUAAGAGUAAAGCAACCAAGGAGCUGAAGACACUCCAGGACUUGGCCCGGAAGGAAAUGCUGGAGCUCUUGGAGGUACCAGCCAGUGAACUGUUCCAGGACCACCAGCGCCUCUGGGCCCAGCUCUUCAGCCCAGGGGUAGAGAUGAAGAAGAUCACCGAUGCCCACACCCCAUCCAGCCUGACGGUGAACCUAACUCUGUACUACAUGCUCUCCUGCUCCCCAGCCCCCCUGCUCAGCCCCGCCCUGAGCCACAGGGAGCGGGAACAGAUGGAGGCAACGCUCAACUACGAAGAUCACUGCUUCAGUGGCCACGCCACGAUGCACGCUGAGAACCUGUGGCCUGGGCAGCUGGCCACGGUCCAGCAGAUCCUUCAGCUGUCCGACCUGUGGAAGCUGACCCUGCAGAAGCGUGGUUGCAAGGGACUGGUGAGGGCGGGUGCCCCGGGCAUCAUGCAGGGCAUGGUGCUGAGCUUCGGUGGACUGCAGUUCACAGAGAACCACCUCCAGUUCCAGGCCGACCCCGAUGUGCUACACAACAGCUACUCCCUCCACGGCAUUCGCUACAAGAACGACCACAUCAACCUGGCCGUGCUGGCCGAUGCCCAGGGCAAGCCCUACCUACAUGUGUCCGUGCAGUCCCUGGGCCAGCCCGCCAAGAUCUACGCCUGUGAAGCGGGCUGCCUGGACGAGCCCGUGGAGCUGACCUCGGCACCCCAGGGCCAUACCUUCUCCAUCAUGGUGACACAACCCAUCACGCCGCUGCUCUACAUCUCCACCGACCUCACGCACCUGCAGGACCUGCGGCACACGUUGCACCUCAAGGCCAUCCUGGCCCACGACGAGCACAUGGCCCAGCAGGACCCCGGGCUGCCCUUCCUCUUCUGGUUCAGCGUGGCCUCCCUCAUUACCCUCUUCCAUCUCUUCCUCUUCAAGCUCAUCUACAAUGAGUAUUGCGGGCCCGGCGCCAAGCCCCUCUUCCGGAGUAAGGAAGAUCCCAGUGUCUGAGUGAAUGAUGUCCUGCUUUCAGCCACCUUUGCACAAGACACCCAGCAUGGAAAGGCCUGCUGCGACGAACAAGGGAGCUUAUGAAAACCACCACCCUUUUGUGCCUUGUUGGGGGAAACCAGCUAUUCGGAGCACUUGUGGGUAUUCAAGAGUUUGUGUUGGAAGGAAGGAGAGUGUCUGGUGGGGAGGGAGAUGCUAGUGGGCUUGUUGUAAGCUUUUGGCUCAAUAAAAUGAACCCGAAUGG